CUCAUUCGUUCGAUCAUUGGUCACGGUUUUAGUUCGUCGUCACGUUCAGCAGUACGAAGAUCGUUUCGAUCAAUUUCAUACUCUGGUUCUAAUUAAUAUUGGCGUCAUGGAUAGACGAGUGAUUUUAAUUUUUGUGGUGAUGUUUUGCUGUUUGUUUGAAAGUUCUGAAGCUCGGGCUUUCUCGCUGCGAGUUAAGCGUCAAGAUAUAAUGUUCAAAACCUAUGAACAGGAAGAGUACAAAGAUUUCGCCGACCGAAUGAAGCCUCCGCCAAAUCGGCGACAGCCAUUGGUGCCUGGGCGUGUUCAAAGCAGUGUUGCCAACACUGGAUCCCAGACGCUGGUCAAUGAACAUGGAGCGGUUUUGCAGCAAACUGCCGGAGCUAGUCAAUCGGCCAAUCUGGCUUCGGAUCGAACCAGUGGACAGUUGAGUGCAGCGAAUACCCAACAACAAAGCUUCCAGGAUGGAAACAACUUCCAGAGUCAGAACAGUGGCCAGAGUCAAUCGGCCAACUUCGGCAAGGAACAUCAGAUCCUUUCUAAUGCCAACACCAAUACCAAUACGCUGAAACAGGAUGGCAACAUUCGGGAACAGAGCGAAGGAGGAGCAGGAACAUCUGUAGUCGACAAACACGGAAGUCAGUCCAGCCAGGCUCAAACAAACAGUGAAUCCUUCAAGGGUGCCGAUCGCCAGGGAACGAAAACUUCCGGUUCCAGUCAGUCGCUGCAAAUUGGAAACGAUGGCCGAACCUCGGGAGCAAACAGCAACACCGGAUCGGAAACCGUAGAACUGGCCGAUGGAAGCAAGAUUACAAAAUCGUUCAGUUCCUCGUCCAGCUUCCAGAGCAGUGGUGGUGUGAAAGCCGGUGCUUCGGCCAGUGGACUCUCUAGUAGUGGUUAAACGCGAAUAGUAUCGUUAUCAAACCCGAAUGUUUCGAAGGCAAAUUUAAACAUACUGACCUAUAUUUUUCCCCGGAUUAAGGUUAUCGAGUGAAGACUGAUUACGCACGAGUUGUUUGUUUAUGUCACAACAGGGAUUUUUGAGCUCUCUUUAAUUUAGCGAAACAGUAUACAAUUAAACAAAUAAAAGAAUAAUUUCAAAACAA
This is a messenger RNA of Uranotaenia lowii, 1103 nucleotides long. RefSeq lists its product as uncharacterized. The coding region runs from base 107 to 898 and encodes 263 amino acids. NCBI's taxonomy places the organism in Eukaryota, Metazoa, Arthropoda, Insecta, Diptera, Culicidae. The record is from RefSeq and is a predicted model, not a curated record. The transcript has a single exon.